Molecule: messenger RNA, 7081 nt
Organism: Mirounga angustirostris (Northern elephant seal)
Lineage: Eukaryota; Metazoa; Chordata; Mammalia; Carnivora; Phocidae
Gene: RAB3GAP2
Product: RAB3 GTPase activating non-catalytic protein subunit 2
Exons: 35
Coding region: 109-4299 (1396 amino acids)
Biological process (GO): regulation of GTPase activity
Source: RefSeq, a predicted model, not a curated record
CGCCCCUGCGUGGCUAGAGCCGUGCGGGUUUGGCGGUGGAAGCCGUGGGGCGGCGGGGGGCAGGGCGUGGUGAGGUGAGGUGGGUGCCCAAGCGGGGUUCCCGGAGCCAUGGCUUGCUCCAUUGUCCAGUUCUGCUACUUCCAGGACCUCCAGGCCGCCCGGGACUUCCUCUUCCCUCAUCUGCGGGAGGAGACCCCCUGCGGCGCCGUGCGCAGGGACCCCAGUAAAUCGAACUGGGAAGAUGAUGGUUGGGGAGCAUGGGAAGAAACAGACCCCCAAGAACCUGAAGAAGAAGGAAAUACUUGCAAAACACAAAAAACUUCCUGGCUGCAAGAUUGUGUUUUAUCCCUGUCUCCAACCAAUGAUCUUAUGGUUAUAGCUCGAGGGCAAAAAGCGGUUUUUCUUGUGCCAAAAUGGAAAUACAGCGAUAAAGGAAAGGAAGAAAUGCAAUUUGCUAUUGGCUGGAGUGGUUCUUUAAAUGUCGAAGAAGGAGAACGUGUAACCAGUGCUCUAUGCAUCCCACUAGCAAGCCAAAAGAGGAGUUCCACAGGGCGUCCUGACUGGACCUGCAUUGUGGUGGGCUUUACCUCAGGUUAUGUACGCUUCUACACUGAGAAUGGUGUGCUCUUGCUUGCACAGCUUCUGAACGAAGACCCAGCACUACAGCUGAAGUGCAGGACCUCUGAAAUCCCACGGCAUCCUGGCGUGACUGAACAGAAUGAAGAGUUGAGUAUCUUAUAUCCAGGUGCCAUUGUGACUAUUGAUGGAUUUAGCCUUUUUCAGUCUCUUCGUGCUUGUCGAAAUCAGGUAGCAAAAGCUGCAGCAUCAGGCAAUGAGAACAUACAGCCUCCACCGUUAGCUUAUAAGAAAUGGGGCCUCCAAGAUAUUGACACUAUUAUUGAUUAUGCUAGUAUUGGUAUUAUGACUUUGUCCCCUUUUGACCAAAUGAAGACUGCCUCCAAUAUAGGUGGAUUUAACGCAGCAAUUAAAAACAGUCCACCCGCCAUGUCUCAGUAUAUCACUGUUGGGUCCAAUCCAUUUACCGGCUUCUUCUAUGCUUUAGAGGGAAGCUCCCAACCAUUACUGUCUCACGUGGCGCUGGCGGUCGCAAGUAAACUCACUUCUGCUUUAUUUAAUGCUGCCAGUGGUUGGCUUGGUUGGAAAAGCAAGCACGAAGAGGAAGCAGUGCAGAAGCAAAAGCCAAAGGUGGAGCCAGCCACCCCGUUAGCUGUCAGAUUUGGACUUCCAGAUUCUAGACGCCAUGGUGAAAGUAUAUGUCUGUCUCCAUGUAACACACUGGCAGCAGUAACAGAUGAUUUUGGCAGAGUAAUUUUAUUGGAUGUAGCUAGAGGAAUUGCAAUACGCAUGUGGAAAGGGUAUCGCGAUGGACAGAUUGGUUGGAUCCAAAUUGUAGAGGACCUCCAUGAAAGAGUACCAGAAAAGGCGGAUUUUUCCCCCUUUGGAAAUACUCAGGGUCCAAGCCGAGUAGCUCAGUUCCUUGUGAUCUAUGCACCAAGAAGGGGAAUCUUAGAAGUGUGGAGCACACAGCAGGGACCUCGAGUAGGAGCUUUCAACGUGGGAAAGCACUGCAGGCUUCUGUAUCCUGGCUAUAAAAUAAUGGGCUUAAAUAAUGUUACCAGUCAGAGUUGGCAGCCACAGACUUACCAGAUCUGUCUUGUUGAUCCAGUGUCUGGAAGUGUGAAAACAGUAAAUGUUCCUUUCCAUUUAGCACUGAGUGACAAGAAGUGCGAACGAGCCAAGGACAUGCACCUAGUGAAGAAGCUGGCUGUCCUGCUGAAAACAAGACCUCCUAACCUCGAUUUGGUUGAAACACAAAUAAAGGAAUUAAUUCUUGAUAUUAAGUAUCCUGCAACCAAGAAACAAGCCUUGGAAAGCAUUUUUGCAAGUGAACGAUUACCAUUUUCCUGCUUUAGAAACAUCACUCAGACUUUAAUGGACACUUUAAAAAAUCAAGAGCUUGAGUCUGUUGACGAAGGAUUGCUACAGUUUUGUGCCAAUAAACUGAAAUUACUCCAUCUUUAUGAGUCUGUCUGUCAGUUAAAUUCCCUUGAUUUUCAUUCAGACACACCAUUCUUGGAUAAUGACUUGGCUGUAUUACUGAGGCUUGAUGAAAAAGAACUGCUCAAGCUCCAGGCAUUACUAGAGAAGUACAAAGAGGAAAAAACCAGGACUGCUACAGUCCGAUUUUCUGAUGAUAAGGAUGGUGUGUUACCUGUAAAAACAUUCCUGGAAUAUUUAGAAUAUGAGAAGGAUGUGAUCAACAUAAAGAAAAUAAGUGAAGAGGAGUAUGUGGCUUUAGGUAGUUUCUUUUUCUGGAAGUGUUUGCAUGGAGAAAGCUCUACCGAGGAUAUGUGUCACACUCUGGAGUCAGCUGGACUUAGCCCUCAGCUAUUGUUGUCUCUGCUCCUGAGUGUUUGGCUGUCUAAGGAGAAAGAUAUUUUGGAUAAACCACAGUCUGUGUGCUGUCUUCAUACGAUGCUGUCCCUUCUGAGCAAGAUGAAAGUGGCCAUCGAUGAGACCUGGGACUCCCAGCCUGUGUCUCCCUGGUGGCAGCAGAUGCGCAUGGCUUGUGUUCAGUCUGAGAACAACGGCGCUGCUCUGUUGUCUGCACACGUUGGGCAUUCCGUUGCCGCACAGAUCUCGAACAUCAUGACCGAGAAAAAAUUUUCCCAGACAGUUUUGGGUGCUGAUUCUGAGGCCCUCACCGAUUCCUGGGAGGCCCUUUCUCUGGACACUGAAUACUGGAAGCUUCUACUGAAACAGCUGGAGGACUGUCUCAUACUUCAGACUUUACUUCACAGCAAAGCAAACACGUCAACCUCCAAAGUGUCGUUGCUGCAGGCUGAGCCCCUCCCGAGGCUUUCUGUCAAAAAGUUAUUGGAAGGAGGAAAAGGUGGCAUAGCAGACAGUGUAGCCAAGUGGAUAUUUAAACAGGACUUCAGCCCUGAAGUAUUAAAACUGGCUAAUAAGGAAAGAGAUGCAGAAAACCCAGAUGAACCCAAAGAAGGUAUUAACAGAGAUUUACUUGAAGUGUCAGAGGUGGACAUGAACCUAGGAGCUAUACCAGACUUGCUGCAUUUAGCCUAUAAGCAGUUUCCGUGUAGCCUUGAGCUAGACGUGCUGCACGCACAUUGCUGUUGGGAGUAUGUUGUGCAGUGGAAUAAAGAUCCAGAGGAAGCGCGUUUCUUCGUUCGGUCAAUAGAGCACCUGAAGCACAUUCUUAAUGCACAUGUUCAGAAUGGCAUCGCUCUGAUGAUGUGGAAUACAUUCUUGGUGAAAAGGUUUUCUGCUGCUACAUACUUGAUGGAUAAGGUUGGAAAAUCACCAAAGGACAGGCUAUGCCGAAGGGAUGUGGGGAUGAGUGACACAGCAAUGACCUCUUUCCUUGGCUCCUGCUUGGAUCUUCUUCAGACUUUGAUGGAGGUAGAAGAGGCCGACGUUAGCCGGGAUGAAAUGCAAGCGCCUGUCCUGGAUACGGAGGACGCGUGGCUCACGGUCGAAGGACCGACCUCCAUAGUGGAGCUGGCCCUGGAGCAGAAGCACGUCCACUACCCGCUGGUGGAGCACCAUUCCGUCCUCUGCUCCGUCCUCUAUGCCGUUAUGAGGUUUUCUCUGAAGGCCGUGAAGCCACUCUCACUCUUCGAUAGUAAGGGGAAAAAUGCAUUCUUCAAAGACCUAACUUCAAUUCAGUUAUUACCUAGUGGGGAAAUGGAUCCAAAUUUUAUUUCUGUACGACAACAGUUCUUACUGAAAGUCGUUAGUGCGGCCGUCCAGGCUCAGCAUUCAGUCGUGAAGGACAGAGAGUCCCCAGAAGAGGCACCGACCACUCCUUUUGGGAAAGACCAAGAUUGGCCAGUUCUAGCUGUGGAUUUGGCUCAUCACCUUCAAGUUAGUGAAGAUGUGGUUCGAAGGCAUUACGUGGUGGAGCUCUACAACUACGGUGCGGACCACUUAGGAGAAGAGGCCAGUCUCCAGGUGCACGACAAGGAGGUCCUCGCCUCGCAGCUGCUGGUGUUAACAGGGCAGAGACUGGCUCACGCGCUCCUGCACGCCCAGACGAGAGGAGGAAUGGAGCUGCUGGCCCGACUUCCCCCCACGCUCUGCACUUGGCUGAAAGCCAUGAACCCCCAAGAUCUUCAAAACACGGAAGUGCCAAUUGCAACGACAGCUAAACUAGUAAAUAAAGUCAUCGAGCUUUUACCAGAAAACCACGGGCAGUAUAGCUUAGCCUUACACCUCAUUGAAGCUGUGGAAGCCGUAUCUAUCCCUUCUUUAUGACACCUACCCUACCGAAAACGGUCUCAAAUUGUGUGACUAGAACAUGAAUUAGUGCAUGGUAAUUUUACAUAGUAAGAUCUGGAAUUUGAUGGAGGGAGUAUGUCUUUUUUCUUUUGUAAAAUGAAUAAAAAUACAUACUACUUUUUAAAAGUGCAGUCCUGGCUAAAUUCCACUCCUUUGGUUAAUAUUGAAGAUAAAAUAUAAACAAAUAUCAAUGAUACCAUUAAUUACUAACACAGAUGUUUUACUGUUUAUUUCUAAUUUAAGCACUUCAAUAGCUUUAUGGGUAAACUUUGCUAUUUCAAAUGGGUUAUAAUUUACAGAUUAUGUUCUUACCAGAUUCUAUAUUUCGUACUCGAAAUGUUACUGUAAUUAAAUUUCAAAUGUGUUCAUGUAUAGUCUCCAUCAGUAAAAUUAGAGAAACAUCCCACUCGCUUUUGUGGGCAUGCUUAAAUCCAACAUCCUGGGCUGCCGCCUGGAGCUCUGGAUGCGGACAGGUUCUUUCCCAGAGGUUUAUGCUGCCGCCACCGGAGGAGGAUGACCUUGCUUUGGAGGAGGAAUGGGUUCGAGAUCAUCGUAUUCAUCAGAAGGGACACUAAACAUUAGAACCCUUAACCUGUUGUCCUUGCCAAAACUGAGAUUCUGAGACGCAAGCAACACAGCAAAAUUAAGUACGAUAUAAGUUAAGAUUUACUUUUUGCCAAGAUUCGAAGUUGUAUCCACAUCAGGUCAUUGUAAAAAUGUAUUAUCUUGUAAAAUUUAUGUUUUAAAAAAAGGCAAAGAUGCUAAAAAUUUAAGUCCAGUUUAUCUUUCCUACAAGUGUUUAGAAAUGUCUGCUUCUGGGAUAUGGUAACGUUAUCUGUUCUUGGGAACAGUAAAGGCCUAGUGAUAUUGUAGCUUUGCAAACCUACCUCACAGCUGGGUUGAGGGAAUAAAAUACAACUAAUUUUGUACCCUAGAGUGCCUAGAGCAGUCCAAGUGCUGAAUAAUUACUUGUUGAUUAAAACCAGAUUAACCAAAACUCUGUAAACAAAGUGUUUUGAGCUCUACAAAUACCAAAUAUUUAUUAGGGUAGAUCUUUGGAAUGUAGCCAUGCAGUGCAAUUACUGUUCUCUGUCAUGGAUCACGAUUGUUAUUCACAGUAACUCACUGUGAUACGGAAGUUUGUUGCUUCACUUACUUGUAAGAAGCCAACGUUAUCAACUGUAUUGUAUAAAGCUGAGGAGUAUGCCCCUCAAGGAUAUGAAGAAAAAAUUCUCAUGUUUGAGGAUAUCCCAAUUUAAAUUAUUUUUAACUAAAAGAUGACAUCCAAAUAAGACUUGUCUAGAACUUAAUAAUUACUGUUUAAUUUAAAAAUCUUGAAAGAUAAAGUUUUAAGAGGUCUUGGGUAUUUGGGUGAGGGCCUGUCAAUCUGACCGAGGCGCACACCGUAUUCAGUAGCAGCACCGAAAAGGACCUUAUGCUAGUCCAGCCUCCCGCCUCUGCUGGGAUCCCCACUGGCCCAUCCAGACACGGUCCUAUGAGUUCUUGUAAACCUGUCUAGCUUUAUCUAGUCACGUGUUAUAUGCAUUCUAAAAGAUUCGUUCUUCCUGUGAUUUUUCUACAUACUCUGAAAGUAGUUAUGAAUGUUGGAGGCUGGUCAAAGAAACUUUACAUCCUCACUUUGAUUCGAUUAUCACUUUUGGGGGAAGGGGGGUAUCUGAUAAACAAACAUGUUAGAUAAUAAAGCUGGUUAAACGUAUUCUCGUAGGACACACAGAUCUGGGGAUUGUUGAGAAUAUUAAUAAGCUGAAAUAUGGUUCACAGGACCAUAACAGAUCACUGAAUUACAAAUCUGUAGUUACCUUUGUGAUCCUAAAGUUUACCGUGCAAAGAAUUUUAAAAUUGAAUUCUGAGCUAUAUGGUUAAGAAAAGCAGUGAAAUAUUUUACUGUUUCAUCAAGGCAUUUUAAAAUCUGAGAGAAGAAAAUACCUGUGUAUACAUUCUGUACCAAGAAAGAGCCACAAAUAAAGGAAUUAAAUUGUAUGUGGGAUGGGUGAUUUCUAAAACAAAGGUAUGCUGCACUUUCUGAUGGGAAGCCAGAAACAGUAGUGUUUUCCUAGCGAGAACUGCCCGCUCCCCUGACACCUUUCUUCAUUAACAUUAAACAGGCAUCUGUACCUUGUUAAAUUCCACUUUAUAAUGCUGAAGAAAAACAGAAGUGUUCAAAUAAUCAUAACUUCUACAUUACAGGUUAUGUUUAAAUGUAGAACUAGAAGAGCCAGAUAAACGUAGGUGAAGAGGAACACAUCACCAACUUUCUAAAUGCUUCAUACUUUUGCAAAAAGAAAAAUAAGAAAUGGAGAGAGUUUCACUCUUUGUUAUAAAAAUUUGUCUAAGGUACAAGUAAGCACUGUUACAUUUAAAUUGCUUUUUUUUUAAGUGGUUAAUUACAACUUAAAACAGAUUUAAUAAUAUUAAGCUUACAUGGAAUAUAAUGUUCACUUAUUGAGUUGCUGUGGUUCAUUUCAUUUGAGACAAAUCUUUUUAAAGUACUCCAUGGCAACACUGAAAGCCCUCCCUCACCCUGACAGAAAUGAAUUUUUUGGGCUUCUAAAAGUUAGAUUUCUGCUGAAUAGAAUUAGCCAUCCCUAGAAAGGUUUUAAUCCAAUACUGAAUUGUUUAUAAAAUGCUGUUAUCUAUUGUAAUGUACUGUAAGUAGUGACAUUCUGUACAUACUUCUAUUUUCUGUGUCCAGUGUUGUGAACUUAUGUAUAUUAGUGAAAUAAACUUUCAGCUUUCA